Petromyzon marinus (sea lamprey) is the source of this 4737-nucleotide messenger RNA. Its product is annotated as alpha-1,6-mannosyl-glycoprotein 2-beta-N-acetylglucosaminyltransferase-like. The record is from RefSeq and is a predicted model, not a curated record. Gene Ontology annotation, cellular component: Golgi stack; Golgi membrane. Gene Ontology annotation, molecular function: alpha-1,6-mannosylglycoprotein 2-beta-N-acetylglucosaminyltransferase activity. NCBI's taxonomy places the organism in Eukaryota, Metazoa, Chordata, Hyperoartia, Petromyzontiformes, Petromyzontidae. Gene Ontology annotation, biological process: oligosaccharide biosynthetic process; protein N-linked glycosylation.
GGAGGGGCUAUUGGGGGGGAGGAGCAGCGUGCGGCCUCAUGUGGCCAUGCGCGUCUCUGUGCUGUGGGCCCGCGUGGCCUCUGGGGCCUCGUUGCUACUGCUGCUGCUGUUACUGCUGAGGGCGCGUCCCCGACCCGAGCUCCGCGUCGAACGAGGCCCCGAGGCCCCCGCGUUCCCGCCGGGCCCCGUGGCACCGGUGGCGCCCGAGGAAGCUCCCCGUAGCCCGGACCCCGCCGCCGCUAUUCGCCGCCUGGUGCUGCGGAUGAACGCGGAGCAGAGGCCGCGGAACGCGGGUCGCGCCCUGGCGUGGCGGCCCGGCGGGCCUGUAGUGGUUGUGCAGGUCCACUCCCGCGCCGCGCACCUGCGCCUGCUCGUUGAGUCGCUCGGCGCCGUUAGGGGCAUCGAGACGGCGCUGCUCAUUUUCAGCCACGACGAGGUGUCGGAGGAGGUGGACGCGGUGGUGCGUGGGGUGCGCUUCUGCCAGGUGCUGCAGAUCUUCUACCCAUUCAGCGCGCAGCUCCACGCGGCCUCCUUCCCGGGCCCGGACCCGCGCGACUGCCCACGGAACGCGAGUCCCCGCGAAGCGCAGCGCCUGGGCUGCACAAACGCCGCGACCCCUGACCGCUUCGGCCACUACCGCGAGGCGGCCUUCACGCAGGCCAAGCACCACUGGUGGUGGAAGUUGCACUUCGUGUGGCGUGGCUUACGGAUGCUGCGGGGCCACCCGGGGCCCGUGCUGCUGCUGGAGGAGGACCACUUCGUACUGCCCGACGCCCUGGCCCUUCUAGCGUCCAUGGGCGACGUGCUCCGCGUCAACUGCGCCGACUGCGACCUACUGAGCCUGGGCGUGCUCGGGCCCGCGGUCGGGGCGGCAGCGGCGGCUGCCGUGGCGGCAGCAGGGACAGAGGCGGUGGACGUGGCCCCGUGGCACUCGAGCCGCCACAACACGGGCAUGGCCAUGAUGCGCAGCGGCUACGAGAAGCUGGCGCGGUGCGCCCGCGCAUUCUGCACCUGCGACGACUAUAACUGGGACUGGAGCGUGCAGCUCGCCAGCGUCGACUGCGUCCCGCGCGGGGCCAUGCUGGUACUGGCGACGCGGCUGCCUCGCGUCCUGCACACGGGCGGCGGCUGCGGGAUGCACCACCGCCGCGACUCGUGCGGCGUGCAGCAGGAGAGGGCCCACGCGAUGCGCGUCUUGCGCCAGCUGGAGGGCGCUCUAUUCCCCGCCGCGCUCUCCAUCCGGUCGAAGAACGAGAAGGGCGCCAUACGGCCCCGGCUCAACGGGGGGUGGGCUGACCCCCGUGACUGGGCGCUCUGUCUGAGCCAAGAGAAUCGCACCACCUCGCCCCACUUCGAUUAUUACCUGCUCGCCGGCGAGAUAUCGGGCCCUUCGUGAUGUCGCCGGCACUUUUCCACGGGCAUAUCCGAGCCAGCGCGGGUCUCUCAUACAGUAUGGAUAUCCACUGGCUAUAUUUGUAGAGCCAAAACAUGAAACUUUGGCUUCCCGAGACAUUACGGCUAAGAAGGGCCAUGGGUGCGAAAAAUAACGCAGUCAGUAGACUGCAAGACCAUCACAGCUUCAUUGCGAUACAUUCAGUGCAUCUGACAUUAGUGGCACGACUUGGGUUUUGCAGUGGAAAAAUAAGCUGGCACUUUCUCAGCUGGCUUAGCUUACUUGCAGUGGAAAAGAGGGAAUAGGUUGUGUCCCACAUGGCCCAAGUGAACACGGAGUGUGGGGGCCACAGGAAGCGGUGCCUAGACCAAUGGAUGGUUGGACUCACCCUCCAUCGCAGCAGAACUUGUGGAACAGCCAAAGUGCGGCCUCAUGGCUACCCUAUGCGAACUCAACAAAGUGCAAACAGAAGCCAUUGACCCAAAGCACAAGCAAUGGAUGUUGGGAAUUGAGUAAUCUGACGAGGGCUGGCUGACGGCAAAAUCGUGAUCCUUUCAAACUGGGCUCUACAUAUUUGAGUAAACAUGAAGUUUCAACAAGCAGAGCCCGGUGUCUUCAGCGAAUAUUGAGUCAACGCAUUAUUAUAAGACAGCGAGCAGCGUUUUACAAGUUUAACCAUAUUUAUUUAACCAGGUGCAAAUGAAGGGCACCAAGAUGGAAAAAAUAAAUCAAAUUAAGUUAAGAAAUGAAGCAAAUAUGAAAAACAAUGCAAAAACAACCACAUUACAGGAGAGCAUCUAUAGAGCAUAUACAGAACACCAUAAAAUUCCUAACAGUUGACGUGUGGGCUUGAUGUAUUUAUUCAAUAUUAAUAUAUGUAUGUAAUGAUAGCAGCACAUCCCAUAUAAUAUAUUAAAUACAUUUCCAAAAUCUUGUGUUUGUCAGCUUGCAGUAUGGGUUUCAUUUUUACCAGAUUCUUCCACAUCCUGGAAAUGUGAAUUUAAAUGCAUCGGUUUUAUGUAAAUGUACGCCACCUACAAUAUGUAGAACUUAUUUUGCACCGUACACAGCCAACCGCGCUAAUCGUAGGUGUGUGAGUACAGCUAUGCAGAACGAAUGACUGCCACUGCUUUUUGAGCACAAGGGACAGCUCAGGUCUACACAACUGCAGUGCAAUUCGGAGUUGCGAUUCUGUUUCCACAUCAUGAUGCUCCUUCCUCCCUUGUUGCUUCAUCUACAUAUCUUGUAGUUUACUGGAAAAAAAUAGAGCGCACACACCAUACAGUAUGAGUACAAGCAUUCUUUAUAGUACAAGUGUACAUUUUCAAUUCCCUAUGUGCAGUGGUGGUGCUUGGCAUAAUCAUGCCAAGCAAAAACCGAGGACCUCAAGUAAAUCAAGAGGUCCUGGAUUUAUGAGAAAAUAGGGGUUCACAUACAAAGGCCAUUCGAAUACUAAGAUACACAACAAAGACCAAUACAUUAAUUUCAUCGGUCUUUUCUGCAACUGUUCUCUUAUUUCAUGUAUAUUUUGUCUUUCUAUGACAUCUAUAUAUCUCUUAUCUAUCUCUUCUCUCGUGUCACUUGGAUUGUAUUGAAAGGCAAAAAUACUUUUAAAAAUAUUGCCAUCAAGGGGCAAGCACUACCGCUGUAUUUGUGGCAUAUAAAUCAAUCAAAAAUGUUAACUGCAUGCAAGGUGACAGGUGUAUCAUAAUUGCAGGUCUCACCUGUCCUCCACAGUCCGGCUGGAUGGGUAGUAAACUUUAAAGCUGAAUUCACUCCGAGGGAAGGAGCCCUGGAAUGCACAUAACAUAUGGGUUAUGAAUAGGAAUUCAUAUUUUGCCAAAGUAAAUCUAUGUGGCCAUGGGUGUGGAAAUGGCAGCAUACCGGGUUGAUGCACAUGCACUCGGUAUUGGUGAUGCUGAAGGGGUCGUACUUGUCGGCACACACGAGCAGGUCAGGAAGCGGGUAGAGGGACAGGGUAUAGUCGAAGCCCCAGAACACAGGGCUGACAAACAGUGGCAAUGAUGAUAGGUGGCCCUGGCUCACCAGUGUCUUCACAAACUACAAGGACACCCAAACACAAAACAAAUACUGCAAUCAGGAGAGGGCCCACUGAGAGCACGUACUUUGCUAGGGAGACCUGAGAUAAUUAUUAUAAACGUGAAGGUCACAAAGAUACUGCAAUGCAUCGCAAAGAGGAAUGAAAUGUCAGAAAUUUAAUUAUUGAAAUAAUGCAACACAUAAAAUGUGCCACUGUAAGAAAGAAUGGAACCAACAAAAUUAAGGGUGAAGAUCAUGAUCAGGGAUUGGAGGUCAUGGAUUGAAAGGUGAAAGUCAAAGUUACGCACGUGGGUGGGGAUAUCUGUCCCAGGAUUUGGAAAGCGCACGCAGUUCCGGCACAUCUUGUUUACCAGAUCCUCUCGGAAAAUCACCACCUCCUGUGUGCAGUACUGCAGCCUGUGAGACCACACGUGCAUACCCGCUUGAACUGAACACCUGCCAACUACGCAUUCUGAGGGUGAGGACACAGGUGAAUGAGUGUGGUGAAUUUGCAAGAGUUGUGACUGGGAGUGGCUGUCACCUGCAAGGGUUUGUGGCAAAGAUGGCGGAGGGAACGCGUCUUCUGAACUCUGCCGUAAUGUGAUCGGCAAGCGGAGACCUACAUAAAAAAUGUUAAAUGUUACCCAUGCAUAGUAAUGUCUGCAUUCAUAAAUCCAUCCCUAACUCCCAUCACUUUACCCAAUCAACUAUACAGUAUAUUUAAACUUAACUCUUUAAACUUAACUAUAAUGCUCAAUCCCAAACCUCCAAUUAAACCUUGCACCAAGAAGCACCUCAUUAAAGUUAUUGCACACUGUACAAGGCGGCAAGCUUGUUGCUUGUGCCAUGUGUAGUACCUGGGCAAAAUAGCUCCGGGCCCUGGAUCCUCUGGUCCUGGAACAAACACGAAUCGGCUGCUGCACACACACACAAAAUGCAUGCAUGCAUGCUUAUAUUUGCUUGUACAUAUAUUGAUAAAUAUGCUCAAGUAAAAACAUUACAUUGAAACAAAAAUACCACGGCACAGGAAGCAAGCUCUACUCUGUUCUGGUUAAGCUGCUGGGGAAAUGUUUGUUGGAACGGACCUACUAUAAGAUGGCACGUUACACAUCAAGACAAACAGGCGCCCUCAGCACAUGCGAGUAAACCUAGACACUCGAGCCACUUAGGAUAAUUCUUACUCAACAAAUUAGAUUGAUUUACCUUUCAAGAAUGGAGGGAAACUCACAAAUGAUGUCGGCUAAACAUUUCAGCGAAUCUGUUAAGAAAAGAACAUCACUUGAAGGGCAGGGCAAAAGUGAGUU